This is a messenger RNA of Mesorhabditis belari, 1479 nucleotides long. The record is from the annotation of a GenBank genome assembly. Lineage: Eukaryota; Metazoa; Nematoda; Chromadorea; Rhabditida; Rhabditidae.
AUGACCUAUCUCUGCUGGGUCGUGUUCACGGCUUUUCUACUGCCAAUUUUGCGCUCUGCAAUCGUUUCGGAACGAUGCACUCGAAAUAGUAUCAAUUUGGGAAAGUUGAUCGACACGUUGCUUACCGAUUACGAUGUGCAUUUGUUGCCAAAUGCCGAGGGAGUCAACGUCACCAUGGAGCUUCACGUCCAAAGUAUAUCGGGCAUCUCUGAGAUCACAGCCGAUUUCUCGUUAGAUGUGAUGUACAGUGAGAUUUGGGAGGAUCCACGACUUUCCUUCAAGCAUCUCAACGUCUGUACAACGAACAUCACACUGAAGAGUGAUUUCAGGAAACGGAUAUGGACCCCGGAUACAUGCAUCAUUAACAGCAAAAGCUCUCACAUUCAUAGCUCACCCUCGGAAAAUACGUUUGUAAUUCUUUACGAGAAUGGGCUUGUUUGGAGUAAUUUCAGACUUCAUACACAAGCUCCAUGCAAAGUCGACUUGAAAAUGUUCCCGUUCGAUUCGUUGAGUUGUGAAGUGAUACUCGAAUCGUAUUCUUUCAAUUCCGACGAGGUGCGGUUACUGUGGCAUGCGACUCCUGUAACGUUAAUGGAAAAGGUGGAGUUGCCCGAUUUCGAGAUGACAGGCUGGUCAACCGAUCACGAAAGGCUCGGUUAUCCAAAUGGUAUCUGGGAUCGGGCAAAGGUGAAAUUUGUGUUCGCUCGCCGCUAUGGUUUCUACCUCUUCCAAUCUUAUUUCCCCACUUCUCUCACUGUCAUUUCGAGUUGGGUCGGCUUUUUCUUUGAUGUUCGAAGCGUCUCCGCUAGGAUAACUCUCGGUGUUUCCUCACUACUCGCGUUGACUUUUCAAUUCGGCAAUGUUCUUCGACAUUUACCUAGAGUCAGCUACAUAAAGUGCCUCGAUGUUUGGAUGAUAUUCUCUGUGAUCUUUAUUUUUAUGACACUUGUUGAAUUGGCGAUCGUGUGUCAAUUGAAUAGAUGGGAACGAGAAAGACAAAUUGGUUCGAAAGUUCUUGGUCAUUGGCUCAAUCAGAUCCGAAAAACCCGAAAAGAAGUAAAGCCAUCAAAUGGUGGUGGUGAGGGUGGAGGAUUGCGGAAGAGGUUGCUAGGGCUUGGUGGAAACAAAGCACCACCAGCAACAACAGAACAACCAACUGAACAGCCAAAGGAGAAUGCAACCCCAGGCACUCACACCGUUCAACCAACCAAUUUCGCCCCAUUGUCCGCCAACAGUAAACUAAUAGAAAAUAAUGCGGCUAAUGAGGACGCUGAAUGUGACGGCCGACCACCACGGAAAAAAGCCGAGUUCCGUGAAGCGGUGCAGAGAGUUUUCUACUUGUUUUGCCCUCCUGACAGGGAUUGGACUGUCACUAGUGUACAGGUUGACCGAUGCUCAAUGAUUAUGUUCCCACUUUCUUUCCUUGUCUUCAAUAUUACCUACUGGUCAAUAUAUUUUCUGAAAAUGGAUCGCCCAAUG